CACUUCGUCGUCCAGUGUAUAAUCGCCAUCUUCCUUCGUGACGCUGUGGUCGACGAUAAAACCUGCAAACAUCCGGGUCCUCGUCUUCGUCCUCGUCCCCCCCAACUCCAGAGUCCAGACCAUGUCGCUCAACCUAGAGAAGCAGCUCGUUUUCUACGGUGCCUACCACCACAACAGUGUCAAUGUUGCGAUCCAUAUGGUCUGCGUGCCGCUGAUUCUCUUCUCAGCAUUCACCUUGGCUUCGAACACCGGCUCUCUCCUCCAUCUGCCCCAGUGGCUCUCGAUUCCUUACCUAGAGCCGAACCUAGGCACGUUUGCUGCCUUCAUCUGGGGUGGCCUAUAUGUUCUCCUAGAGCCCGUCGCCGGGACAGUCCUGGCGGUCAUAUGUGUUGCGGCGGCGGCUAUCGGCAACCAACUGAGAAUUGAUUACCCGACCACAACCAACCAAACGGCCAUUGCCAUUCAAAUUGUCGCGUGGCUCUUGCAAUUCGUCGGCCAUGGAAAGUUUGAAGGCCGGGCACCCGCUCUGUUGGACAACCUCUUCCAGGCUAUCUUCCUCGGUCCAUUGUUCGUAUGGCUGGAGCUGCUCUUCACGCUGGGCUACCGGCCAGCACUUCAAGGUCGUGUGAGCAAGGCUGUUGACGCCGAGCUAGCCAAGUUCAGGGCGAAGAAGGCACUCAAGAAUGGAAAGGCAACAUAGGGGCACCACGGCAAUCGUAUUCUUCGGCCAGAUAGCUUCAUGAAUGCUUUAUGAAGCGGCGCCGGCCAUGGUGGAGAACAGCACUUGGGCGGAGUUGAAUAUACGUUGGCUGUGGAUUAUCCCACAGGCAUCGCAACCACCUCCUUGUCGAGAAUCAAGCCGUCCAAGUCUGUAUACAAUCCUGGGACUACACCUGCAGAUUUGUCACGAUGUCAAGACCACGCACCAGGGGGCUCGGCUCGGCUCAGUGGGAACCCCCUAUCAUUAUACCCUGAGGGGACAUC
Molecule: messenger RNA, 984 nt
Organism: Phialemonium atrogriseum
Lineage: Eukaryota; Fungi; Ascomycota; Sordariomycetes; Cephalothecales; Cephalothecaceae
Exons: 3
Coding region: 122-700 (192 amino acids)
Biological process (GO): sphingoid catabolic process
Cellular component (GO): endoplasmic reticulum
Source: RefSeq, a predicted model, not a curated record